GGACAAUUGGCUUUGUUGACACACUGAAAGGCGGUAGAUGAAAAUUGUUUAUUGGUGUGAGAAGCAUGAUGUGUUUUUGUGAUUGAAGGAAUCUGAUGAAAGACAUGGACGAUUUUGUAGUAGUUCAAGUGGAAGAAAUAUUACACUCCAGAUGUUGUUAUCGUCUGGUCUGCUUGAGCCUGGUGAGGGCACUAUGGCCAUUGAAUACCUGGGACAGCGUUUCGUAGGAGAUCUCCUGCCUGAUGGUAAAAUUAAAUCCCAAGAAACUGAUAUAAUCUUUGCUUCUCCAAGUGCUUGGGCAAUCCAUUGUAAACGAAUUAUCAAUCCAGAUAAAAAAUCUGGUUGUGGUUGGGCAUCGGUUAAAUACAAAGGAAGAAAGUUGGAUGUCUAUAAAAACGCUUGGUUCAGGAAGAAAAAGGAAGAAGAACAGGAUAAAGAAAACAGAGAUACAGAUGACGAUGAAAUGGAGAAGGAAAAGCUCGUGUCAGUGCAGCGGAUUGUGAAACAUAAUGUGUUAGGAAUUCGUUCCAUCAAUCAUGAUCCAAACACGUUGGUUGAGAGCACAGCAUUUUCAAGCCUGGGGAAAAUUCAGCCAUUUCUGGUUUCCAUGUCUACUAAUGCUGUUCUUGUUAUGGACUUCCAUUGUCAUUUAACUACCUCAGAAGUUGUGGGAUAUUUAGGAGGUCAUUGGGAUGUGAACGCACAUAAUCUCGCAAUCACACAUGCGUUCCCCUGCAAAUGUCGCUUGGGAGACAGGGAAAUGGCACCACUUGUUGAAGCAGAUAUUUACCGUGCAAUGGAACAACGUCACCUUACGCUUGUGGGAUGGUAUCAUUCCCAUCCCUUCACAGCAGCCACACCAACACUACGGGAUAUAGAUGCUCAGUUGGAGUAUGAAAUAAAGAUGAAAGGAAACAGUGAUGCUAGUUACACACCAUGUGUUGGUGUCAUCUGCUCUCCAUACAAUAAAGAUAACCAGUCUCUAGAGUCUGCUAUUGUGAGCUAUUGGGUGAUGCCGCCUCCAGAGAGCAAACCUCAUGAUUAUGGGAAGCCAAUGCUUAUGAGUUACAGUGUUGUGCAGGACCAGUUCCUAUCCCAAGAUGCACUUAAUGAAAUGAAACGUUGUGUUGACUUCUAUAGAAAUGAAAGUGACUUUAUAAAUUUCUCGGAAAGUUACAGAGGAAACAUUAGCUACCUUGAUAAGCUCAAGACAACAUUAUCAUCAAAAUUCCCACGUGAUCAAAGUGAUGGCAUCCUUUGGAGUUUCAUUUGUGACCUUGUGUGCCCUGGGGGAGGAGCUACAGAAAAUGGUCUUAGUUUUCUGAAUAAAUUAUUUGGCAGCCCAGAAAUUCAAAAUAGUAGUCCUGUCCCCUUGGAUAAAGUGAACCUCCUAGUUCCCAGCAUUCCAAUGGCAUCCUCGGCUAAAUCAUCACCUGUUAACUUGGCAGGUGGGAAUAUGAUGAUGAGUGCGGACAUUGCUGCAGCAUUAUUUGGAAGCGGAAAGUUUCCAUCGCCUACAUCUCUCAUGGGUUUAUCUGCAGAAGCUAGUAGGUCUUUAAUUGGAUCAAGUGGUAUUAGCAACAUGUUUAUGCCACCUUUGGGUUUUAAAAUGGAUAAUAUUAGUUUAUUGAAACCUCUUACAAACACAGUUUCUAAUCCAGUGGCAAGUACUUCAAAAGCUUCCAGUCCUGUAGCUUCCAGUCCUGUUUCAGACACUAGAAGUGCAUCACCAGCAAAGACACCACAGACUGAACCUGUAAAUCUGACAGCUGCAGAAAGUACUGAAAAAAAUUCUACAAUGAUAAACAUGGAAACAACAUGAAACUCCAUGUUUUAAUUUUAAUGUUGUAGUUAUUAUAGUAUUUUAAAACUGUAAUUUAUAUUUAACAUUUUCUAAGCAGUUCACUUUCCCAAGUGACAAUUUUCUAUUUUGUUGACGUGUGAUGAGGGAUAUAGAAUAUGGACCAUUUUGGAAUAGUGCAGGUAAUGUCUGUACAUUAUGUACAGGCUGGAUAAUAUGACUGGAAACACUUGUUUGAUUUUUGUAUUAUCGGAAUACACUUACUUUCAUUGAAGCAACAGAAAUUUCUGUGCAGACAUUUCUGGUUAAGGAGUUCUUCAUGUCUCAGAAUCUCCUUUUAGGGAUUGUGUGGAUAAACUGUGUGUUUAUUUUAGAAUUACUGGUAGGAGUCAGCCAGCAAAAGUGACCACCUGAGUAUUACAGAUAUGUUAAAACAGGGCUGAGAAUUGAGCACAGUCCCUUGUGCUUUACAGGCAGUGCUCUUUCUUGUGGAAUCAAAGCACUUGACACACAUCAUCUCAGUAAGUCAGUAUGACACUGUGUCUCUCCUUUCUCACCAUAUCCAUAUUGGUCUUCGUUUCCUUUUACUGCCAUUGACAACGAGAAACAUUUUACUGAAACAAAUGUACAGUAAUAUUUUUAUUAUACAGUGCCUUUUACGUUCAUGUUGUGUAAUACAUAUGUGAUAAAACUGAAUGGCUGAUGUAAGUUUUGAAAGGCAUUAUGAGGGAAAAAUAUGAAUUUACUUAUGUAGGUUAUGUAAUAGUGACAUUAAUGUCAUGGGGUUCUUAAAAAUUUUGUCUUCAUUGUUGUAAAUAAAAAAUUCUUUGCUCUGAAUAGGAUAUUGAAACUGGUGAUGUAAUAUUUAUAGUGGGUCAGUAUUGGUAAGUGUCUUAUUUUGAUUUUCUGAGCUGUAAAAUCAUAUGUACUCUCUGAUGCAUUUGAUGAUUUACCAGUAACAAAGUGAUGGACAGUACAGGAUGAAUGUAUCCCAGCUAGGUGGAAAAGUUGCUGUUAUGGAUCUUCUGGCUCUGUACACUAAAUUAUACAUGGCUUAAUUUUACCUGAGAUUAUUUUAGAAAAUUUGAGUGUGUCCUGAGAUGCUACAAGCGUUGUUGUGUAAAGUUAAUACUGAUCCCAUUGAGUAGAUAUGAUGAUGCUAUAAUUUUUGAAACAUUGGACCUGGCUUUAUACUUUUUGGUGUAUGUUGUUUUUCAGGCGUUGGAAAAUCCAGGAUGGAAUGUAACAAUAUUAUUUUUUCAUAAUUUUCAUAAUAUUGUUAUUUCAGACAUCGUUUCAUCUCUGUACCUAGCUUAUUUCAGACAUCGUUUCAUCUCUGUACCUAGCAGCAGACUCAUUCUGCUAUAUUCUAGAAACAGUGGAAAUAUCCGUUGUAACUAAAGUAAUUUCCUACUUCUUAACAACAUUGUACCAUUUUAGACUUGUAUUAUUUAGUCUUGUACUAUUCAACACAAUUUUUCCUGCCUGUGAUCAAGACCUUAAAUUAGUUGCUUUGUGAAUCUGAAUAAUGUAGUCUUCUGCUCUUUUCCUUUGCUUUAUGCAACUUAUACCUCACAUAAUUAGUUCUGAGAAUAGUAAGAAAACUUAAAGUAAUAUAUCCUCCAAUAUUAAGCACUUGUAAAGGUGUGGGAUGAGUAUAAGACAUCUUGAAGUGUGGGAAGUUUAGCACAUCACUGAAAAUAUGCCAACAUUACUUGGAAAACUGUGAAUGAAUAAAAAGAUGUGCAUCCAAAAUAUUAAAAAUCAUACAGUUACUAAGACACAUAGAUAACAGCAAUUGACAAGUCUGUUGUAAAUAGACCUGGAUAAAUUAGUGCAAGGUAGCAAAGAAAAUUUAAUGAUAAUUCAACAUAUUACAGAAAUAAGUUGCAUUUACAUAACAGGCCCAUUUGUGGGAUACCAUUGGUUAAGGUAUAGGUUGCAUUACUAAAAUCACAAAUUUAACAGUUUCUUUAAACAAAAUUUUAUCAGAAAUAUAUUAACUAUUACAGAAAAAAUCCUUUUAUAUGUUAAGCGGGAGAGAGGAGGGAGCACCUAUAUGGAACACAAUCAUUCUUUAUAUCUCUCUUUAGCUUGAAUAACAGCCUCCAUACUGAAGAAAUGUGGGGGCAUCUCAUAAGUCUUGCUAGGCCCAACUCUAAGCAUGUGAAGAAUGGCAGGAAGUUUUGUUUUGGCAACAGUUGGGAUGUUCUCCGGCUCAUGUGAAAGCCAGUGGUCAUUUCUCCUGUUGAUUUUUGUAUCUACCAUGAAAUCUCCUUGGAAAAGAGUCUGAUUUGCUCCACUUCAUUAAUUUCGAAUGAACACAGAAGAAAACUGCAGCAGCCGACUUGUUUUGCCCUAUCAGUCUUGAAAAGCAUGUCUUUACUUUCCGUGUUUGGAGUUUAUUUUGAAUGUCCUCAUUGACAAUUCUACUUGUUGUUGGUCCACUUACACCAUUAACGAUUGCCAGUGAUCACAAUAAAUGCCUGGGAUUCUCUAAAAUCUGCAUUUGACCUCUUUCAAAAACUGCAAGUGUUCUCACAGUGCAGACUUUCAAAUGGCACUCCCUUGCCGGUACACGGAAAUAUUUGUUUAAGUGAUGUCGAGGCAGAUAUUUUGUAGCAAUAUCGUGAAUGGUGUCUUUCCAUUAAUUAAAGAAGUGAAUUAUACCUGCGGCUGAGAGACCAAUUUUGAAGGCCUUUGGCAGUCGAGCUUUUUUUUAAAGUCAGAUACAGUACUUUCUUUCAAGAACUCGGGCAUUAUGAGAUUAGGACUGGUUACUAAAAACAGUUGGAGGUGACCUCUGAUGGAAGCAGGGUAGGAUGUUUAAAUUUGUCCAAAUUUUGGUCAUGCACCCUGCAGAAGUCAGAAAUGUGAGUUCAAGGAUUACGUGCUAGAAGUUAAAACAUAAAACAAUAAUUGUGGUAACAUCAUCUGAGGAAUAAGCUGUAACACAAAUAAUAGCUUGAAAAAAUGAAAGUUGGUGUACAACAGUAUUAAUGUGAAAUAAUGACAGUGUUGUCCUAAGUUAGCAUUGCCUGUAUGGGUGCAUCCUUUUUCAGCAGACACCACUCAGAUCUUUUUAUAAGUACAAUUACAUGAGCAGUAUUAGAAAGAAGGAAAUUUUGGAGCUCGAAAAGGCUGUUACACAUAUUAUUUUUGGCACUUUAGUUGAAGAUUAACUUUUACAUUUUCUCAAAAGCAAUUGUUUUGUUUGUAAAUGAUGUGUCGACAGAAGUGCCGACACAGUGUGAUUUGAGGGGACCGCAAUGCACACUAUAAACACACGAAGGAUGGCGUGAGGUCUGAAACAGGAUACGUGAUGAAUGCUAUAA
Schistocerca americana (American grasshopper) is the source of this 5136-nucleotide messenger RNA. RefSeq names its product MPN domain-containing protein. Lineage: Eukaryota; Metazoa; Arthropoda; Insecta; Orthoptera; Acrididae. The coding region runs from base 152 to 1822 and encodes 556 amino acids. Gene Ontology annotation, cellular component: BRISC complex; BRCA1-A complex. Gene Ontology annotation, molecular function: polyubiquitin modification-dependent protein binding; metallopeptidase activity. The transcript has 10 exons. Gene Ontology annotation, biological process: double-strand break repair. The record is from RefSeq and is a predicted model, not a curated record.